CUGAAAUUUCAGCGCAUCGUUGCAUUUGAGAGAUCGUUUUUCUGAGGCACCAAGAUGAACAAAAUCUUGUGCGGGAUCUUUGCAGUGGCCGCGUUCUUUCUCCUCAGCGGAGAUGCCUUGACAUGUAAUCAGUGCAGUGUGGGAAUUCUGGGUAAAUGUCUGAUCCCGAACUCAGUAGACUGCAGUGCUUCCCAGCCCAACUGCUACACUGGAAAAGCAGAGUUCCCCUCCAUCUCCGGGUUCCUGGGUUUCAACACUCAAGGGUGCCUGGAGUCCGGCCUGUGCAACGCCACCACCAACGGUACCAUCCUGGGCGCCACCUACACCGUGACCCGCACCUGCUGUGCCUCGGACAAGUGCAACCCUGUGGUGAGCGGAGCCGGGUCUGUCCAGCUGUCCCUGACCGCUGCUGUCAGCGCUGCCCUGGUGGCCUCCGUGUGGGGCAGCUGGCAGUAUUAGGCGUCACAGCGUAGAGCCGAAUCACUUCAAGCAGCCACCUCAUCGAGUCUCUGUCAAAUCUCAUUUCUGCACUGACUUUAUUUUAUUUUGUUUUUUUGCUGCUCAAACCGGUUUGGCUGUACACACUGAUGGAUUUAACUGGUUUGACUCCUCUUUUGUUCACGCUGGCCACUCAAACCGGUUUGACUUCCGGAUCUGCCAAGACCUAGCCCUAGUAUUUCAAAAAACAACAGGAAUAUACGAAAGAGGUGAAUUACGCGCAAGGUUUUCUCCAACAUGGGUCAAACGCUGGCAGUUUUAAAGCUUGAUUUUCUAACAUGAUGCCAUGGCUACCCCAACCUCACAAAUGCUUCUGUCACUUACUGUCCUAUUUAAGUAGUCUGCAGUGCUCCUUCUACGUAAGGUGAAUGUUGAUGUCUGUAAUUAGACAAAAAAUGGUAUUACACAGGGUUAAGCUGCUUAGAUAAUACGUCACUGCUGUUUGUACAGAAUCCUCAUUUUUACCUCAUUACUGUAAUUCUUCAUUAGGGGAGAGUGCCACUGUAACUUUAGACAAAAGGGAACACUAUAAUAUCUGUCACACAGUCACACAAUUUCAGUGACCUGCUAUUCUUACUCAUCUUCGAUCUCCCAGCUGGCCUCCUCUUCACCUGUGACCUGGAAGUAGAAAAUGUGGUGUUUCAUUCACAACACUGAAUUCUUAAAUCCUUUCAGCUUUAGGCUUCUU
Molecule: messenger RNA, 1186 nt
Organism: Megalops cyprinoides (Indo-Pacific tarpon)
Lineage: Eukaryota; Metazoa; Chordata; Actinopteri; Elopiformes; Megalopidae
Gene: lye
Product: lymphocyte antigen-6, epidermis
Exons: 3
Coding region: 55-459 (134 amino acids)
Source: RefSeq, a predicted model, not a curated record